Brassica napus (rape) is the source of this 453-nucleotide messenger RNA. Its product is annotated as magnesium dechelatase SGR1, chloroplastic-like. The record is from RefSeq and is a predicted model, not a curated record. The transcript has 4 exons. NCBI's taxonomy places the organism in Eukaryota, Viridiplantae, Streptophyta, Magnoliopsida, Brassicales, Brassicaceae. Bases 1 to 453 code for a protein of 150 amino acids.
AUGUGUAGUUUGUCGCCGAGUUCGCUGUUACCGAUAAAGCUCAAACCAGGUUAUUCAGAAAAACGGAGUAACAGUAGCAACUCACUCUUUGUCUCCAAAAGAAGAGGGCAAGAUUGUUUGGACCGGCGAUCUUUCAAUCAUCCAAGAACUUACACCCUCACUCACAGUGACUUUACAGCUAAAUUAACUUUAGCUAUCUCUCACUCCAUUAACAACUCUCAGUUGCAAGGAUGGGCAAAUAAGAUAUACAGAGAUGAAGUAGUAGCAGAAUGGAAGAAAGUGAAAGGUAAAAAAUCUCUUCAUGUUCACUGUCGUAUCAGCGGUGGCCACUUCCUCUUAGAUAUGUUGGCAAAGUUUGGAUACUACAUAUUUUGCAAAGAGCUACCAGUUGGUUUGUGUGCAGGUUCAUGUGAGGAUGGAUUUGGAAACCAUAAUGUGCUAGCCGUGUGGUAG